Gekko japonicus is the source of this 474-nucleotide messenger RNA. RefSeq names its product epididymal sperm binding protein 1 (gene ELSPBP1). The transcript is spliced from 3 exons. Gene Ontology annotation, molecular function: heparin binding. The record is from RefSeq and is a predicted model, not a curated record. Gene Ontology annotation, cellular component: cell surface. Lineage: Eukaryota; Metazoa; Chordata; Lepidosauria; Squamata; Gekkonidae. The annotation marks the transcript as partial.
AUACCACAACUUGUGUCUUCCCCUUUAUUUUCGAUGGGAAACGCUACUCUUCAUGCACCACAGAUGGAACUAUUGAUGAGAAGCUGUGGUGUGCCACAUCUGACAAUUAUGAUAAGGACAGCAAGUGGAAACACUGUUCUCUUGAAGAAUACGGAGGCAACGCUGACGGCAAGCCCUGUAUUUUUCCUUUUGUGUACAAGAACAGGAUAUUCUACACCUGUACGGAUGAGGGCCAAGCAAAGGGAAGAUUCUGGUGUUCCACCACAAGCAAUUACGAUCUGGAGCCUCAGUGGAGCUUCUGUGCUGACACCAGACUAGAUGCAAAUCCCAAGGGGCCUUGUGUCUUUCCUUUCCUCUACAAUGGCACUUCCUACACCACAUGCACAACUGAUGGGAUUUCGAACAAGAAGCUUUGGUGCUCUCUCACCAGCAACUACGAUGUAGACUUGAAGUGGACAUACUGUGAGGCCUCAG